AUGCUGGUCGGUACGAAUCUGUGCGGCGUGAAUCCAGGAGUACUUUUUGGAUACAAUAUGCAGAAUCAGUUGGUGAACAUGAACAUUGGGCAGAGGCAGAGUUCUGGGGCUGGUAGCGUGGUGGGGAGUACACCUCCUACUCCUGUGCAUUCUGUUGGUCAUCACGACAAGAGAUCACCACCAUUGACGCCGUCUGAACGUACCGGAGCUCCUCCGGGUGCCGGUAAAGAUGCAGUGAAGCUGUUCAUUGGCCAGAUACCUCGGCAUCUCGAAGAAGAAGAUCUCCGGCCGAUGUUCGAGGAGUUCGGCAAGAUUUACGAGUUGACCGUACUUAAGGAUAAGCACACCGGCAUGCAUAAAGGUUCGUUAUGA
Diatraea saccharalis (sugarcane borer) is the source of this 372-nucleotide messenger RNA. Lineage: Eukaryota; Metazoa; Arthropoda; Insecta; Lepidoptera; Crambidae. The record is from the annotation of a GenBank genome assembly.